AUGACGAUAGUAAGAUUAGCUACCUGUGUAUCUGGCGUAUACGCCUGUUUCCUACUAUGGGCUCUCGUACAGGAGAAAUUAUCUACCACGGCUUAUACCAAUGGAGAAAACGAUGACGUCUAUUUCAGAUCGUCGCUUUUCCUCAACACAGUUCAAUCGCUAGCUUCUGCCUUGUCUGCUUUUGUUUACUUGAACGUACGUAGGACGCCGGGACAAUCAAUCAAGCAGCUUUUAGCAUUUAAUGGUGGUAAAACAAAAUAUAUGUUGACCGGAAUCGUACGUGUUGCAGUGUUACAAGCUAUAGCACAAGUUUUAGGUUUCACGUCUUUAAAACACAUAAGUUAUCCAACUAUGGUGUUAGCAAAGUCAUGCAAGUUGGUUCCAGUUAUGCUUAUGAAUGUCUUAAUCUAUAGGAAAAAAUUCGCUCCUUACAAAUACGCAGUCGUUUUGUUAGUAACUAUUGGUAUUAGUAUGUUCACGUUACUCAAGAAGUCAUCAAAAGCGUCCACACAAACUGACAGUUCAUUCGGCUUGUCAUUGCUAUUUGCGAAUCUUAUCAUCGAUGGACUGAUCAAUAGCAGUCAAGAUGCGAUAUUCCAAAAUCAUUCAAUAAAUGGUACACAAAUGAUGUUUUGGAUGAACUUGGCAUCAAGUGCGGUCACUUCAACUGCGAUGAUAGUCGGAUUACCUGCCAUACCCCUUCUCGGAAAGACUGAUAGCACAUCCCCAGAAAUCUACUCCGCGAUACACUUUGUUAAGGCCCAUCCAGAGGUUUUGAAAGAUAUCGGAAUGUAUGCAGGUUGUGGCGCUCUGGGACAACUUUUUAUUUUUGAAACACUCCAACAUUUUGGAUCACUUGCAUUAGUUACCAUUACACUCACCAGGAAGCUUUUUACGAUACUUCUUAGUGUCUUUAUUUAUAAUCACAAGCUUUCGUCAGGUCAAUGGGCUGGUGCAGCUACAGUUUUCGCGGGUAUUUCCGUAGAGGCAGCUGUAAAACGCAAGGAGGUACUUGAUAAGAGAGUAUUUGAAGAGAAAAAGCGAUCCGAACUAAAAUCUCUUUGAGUUGUAUUAUAGAAAUGCAUUGUAGUAACAUAAUAGGUAUAAAUCUCUGAUUGGUAUUAAUUUUGAAGGAUGAUCGUGCGCGCAUUUGGAGCAACUAUGGCAUCUUUGAGCGAUCCAGAGUUGAUUAACUCGAGAUGCUCCAAAUCAUUUAGUAUGAUAUGUCGAUGUGCCGGGACAUCUUGCUUAAGAUUCCUAAUGCUCAAAAAUCUCAGGCCUUGUUGAUCUGCGAUAAAGUUCUGUGCAGCUCCAAUAUCCAAUACUGUAUUUGUAAAGUGCAUUGAGAGACUCCUCAAAUUGCAUGAUAUUGGGAGCAGAUUCGGGAAUGUGUUGACGAGGUGAAGAUUCUCCAAUCCAUUGGUAUGUCGCAAAAUUGCCUCAUCUGGAUCAAAAUAAUCUGAUGCAUUAGAUGCUUCUACGUGAACAUAGAGAGUUGUAGUUGGUGGGGGUCUAAACUUCAGAGCAUGACUUUUUGUCAAACCAUAGUAGCCUUUCAACCUUAUAGAAUGUAAGGGAGACUUCCCGCCUUGUAUAGCAUCUAAAUAGCUUGUCAUAGUCUCAUCUGCAUUGUCAGUGAGCCAUUCAACGCGUUUAAUGGGAGUAUUAGCUCGAGAAAGUAUCAAAUUGAGCCAGGAAUUAAACGGUUGAGAGGCUGUGUUGCGUAUAGCCCUUCUAUCAAUAGAAACACUGGUCCAAGGUUCGUGCAUCGAAAGCAUUAUUGUUCUCCAAUUCCUAUUGAGAAGCGACAUUUUCUGAGUGCAUGCGUAAUCAACGCUACUCAAAUAGCACAUAAUUAAUUCCCAAACUUCUAAUGGAAAUAUUUCAAGUGGUUCACUUAGAUUCAUUUU
Wallemia mellicola CBS 633.66 is the source of this 1910-nucleotide messenger RNA. Its product is annotated as UAA transporter. The transcript has 4 exons. Gene Ontology annotation, molecular function: UDP-galactose transmembrane transporter activity; UDP-glucose transmembrane transporter activity. Bases 1 to 1065 code for a protein of 354 amino acids. Gene Ontology annotation, biological process: UDP-galactose transmembrane transport. Gene Ontology annotation, cellular component: Golgi membrane; endoplasmic reticulum membrane. The record is from RefSeq and is a predicted model, not a curated record. NCBI's taxonomy places the organism in Eukaryota, Fungi, Basidiomycota, Wallemiomycetes, Wallemiales, Wallemiaceae.